CCGAGACCGGCACUAAAGAGUAUCAAUAAAAUGGGGAGCUUAGAAUUGGCCUGUGCGAAAGCACGUAUUCGUGAUCGGCGAUCGGAAGACACGGUGGAUCAAACCUUAAUCUUACGUAGUAGCAGCAGGGCCUCUACGAGGACUUCUAGUAGCACAACAGCGGCGACACCGACAGCCAUUGCUAGUAAACGAUUGCGCGAAGAUGUCGAGAAAGACGUUCCUCGAAAACGUGCUUCCAUCAUCGUCGCCCAGCGGGCGUCGUCAGUAACGGACAGUUCCUGUGAUACGAGUAUUACUAGUGAUGAGAUCGUGACCCCUGAUAUGUCGUCCCUGCCUCCCAGUUCCCCACAAUCCGUCGCGUGCCAAGUUCCAUUCCCGUCGGACUCUGGCGCAACCAAAGAGUUGGUGAAGAAAGCGAGUUUGCCGGUCGAGGUCGAGGUGAGGGAAGAUCCCCUACACGGACUGGCGCCUCUAGAAGCGAACGCCGCCAUGGUUCUAGCCUCGCUAUUUGGUGGACUGUAA
Messenger RNA from Acaulospora colombiana, 522 nucleotides. The record is from the annotation of a GenBank genome assembly. Lineage: Eukaryota; Fungi; Glomeromycota; Glomeromycetes; Diversisporales; Acaulosporaceae.